Molecule: messenger RNA, 1487 nt
Organism: Solea senegalensis (Senegalese sole)
Lineage: Eukaryota; Metazoa; Chordata; Actinopteri; Pleuronectiformes; Soleidae
Gene: cyc1
Product: cytochrome c1, heme protein, mitochondrial
Exons: 7
Coding region: 38-961 (307 amino acids)
Biological process (GO): mitochondrial electron transport, ubiquinol to cytochrome c
Molecular function (GO): heme binding; electron transfer activity
Source: RefSeq, a predicted model, not a curated record
UCCAGCACUUCCCGUUACCCACGCACCCGCAGACAAGAUGGCGGCGCUACGAGUGGCGGUGUUAUCGGGGAGUGGGAGAGCUCUCCUCAGCGCUCCUAAAACGAUCCACACACCCAAGGCCAACAUGUCCUUCGCGAGCCUGCCCCGGAACAAGAAGGUCGCCCUCACGACGCUGGGUGUGGUCACGGCCGGUGGUGCAGGACUCGCUCUGAUGCUGCAUCAGUCCGUGAAAGCCUCUGACCUGGAGCUCCACCCCCCUCAAUACCCCUGGAGCCAUGGCGGACCCCUGUCCUCUCUGGACCACGCCAGUGUUCGCCGUGGUUACGAGGUGUAUAAGCAGGUGUGUUCUGCCUGCCACAGCAUGGACUACCUGGCCUUCAGACACCUGGUGGGAGUGUCUCACACAGAAGCCGAGGUCAAGGUCAUCGCUGAGGAGGUCGAGGUCGUGGAUGGACCCGAUGACAACGGAGAGAUGUUCACUCGGCCUGGAAAGUUGUCGGACUACUUCCCAAAGCCCUACCAGAACCCGGAGGCUGCGCGGGCGGCCAACAACGGAGCGCUGCCCCCUGACCUCAGCUACAUCGUCAAUGCAAGACAUGGCGGAGAAGACUAUGUGUUCAGCCUGCUGACAGGAUACUGUGAGCCUCCGGCUGGAGUGGAGGUCCGAGAAGGACUCUACUACAACCCGUACUUCCCCGGCCAGGCCAUAGGCAUGGCCCCGCCCAUCUACAACGAGAUUCUAGAGUAUGGCGAUGGAACCCCUGCCACCAUGAGCCAGGUCGCGAAGGAUGUGUGCACCUUCCUGAGGUGGGCGGCCGAGCCGGAGCACGACCAACGCAAACGCAUGGGACUCAAGAUGCUGUUGGGCUCGGCCAUCCUCAUGCCUCUGCUCUACUACCUGAAGAGACACAGGUGGUCUGUGCUCAAGAGCAGGAGGAUCGCCUACAGGCCUCCAAAAUAAGAGCCCCACGUCCCCAGAGCUGGGCCGACAACCUUCCAGCAGAGGCCGCUGCGUUCACCGACGCCACCACAUUCAGCUCACAUGGACACGGAACAACUGACAGACGUACUCCUGCCUUUCUAAGAGGAAAACAUAAGGAUUUAAAUAUAUAUAUAUAUAUAUUACCAUUACUAUUCUUUCAGAAUAAAAGCCUUUUUAGUCGUUGGCAUGGCAGAACUAACACCUGAGGGCAGAUAUUUUACUAUCUGCAGUGUUGUUGUGCAAGUUUGUGUUGGAGAGUUGUGGCGUUCCUGAACGCACCGCCAGAGUUCACAUGUGUUCAGUCCGAGUCAUGGCCGCUGUCCGCCUCACGUCCCGACGUGACUUUGUCACAGAGAAAUAAAUAAGAAGCAUCGCUCCCGUGUUUGUAAGAUACUCAGUCACCACAUGAGGAACGCUCUCCUCUGUCCUCCACUCAAAACCUCUCAGUGGAACUAAUGUACCUCUGUUGUACUGUACAAAAUAAAUUAUGUCCAAGAGAAAAACA